AUGGCUGCUGGAGUGAUAAGAUCUGUCUGUGGCUUCCGGCUGCCCCUACCAUCACACAAGUCCUUCCUGUUCACAGACCUGGAGGCUACAGAAACUUCUGAAGAGGAGGAGGGAGAGGAAGAAGAGGAGGAAGAAGAGGAGGAGGAGGAGGAAGAAGAGGGAGACCAAGACCUGCAAGGUGAGGGGUCACAGGGCUGCAGCCCAGACUCUCAGAGCUCAGGAGUGGUCCCUCAGGGUCCCAGCAGCCCUGAGACCCCAGUGCAGCUGCUGCGCUUCUCAGAGCUCAUCAGUGGUGACAUUCAGCGGUAUUUUGGACGCAAGGACACAGGGCAAGACCCAGAUGCCCAAGACAUCUAUGCUGACAGCCAAGCAGCCAGCUGUUCUGCCCGGGAUCUGUACUAUGCUGAUCUGGUAUGCCUGGCCCAGGAUGGGCCCCCAGAGGAUGAGGCGGCAGCUGAGCUCAGGAUGCAUUCACCUGGGGAGCCUGAGGGUCAGGUGCACAGGCUGGGCCACAGAGGAGACAGGGUGCCACCACUGGGCCCCCUGGCUGAGCUCUUUGAUUAUGGCCUUCGGCAGUUCUCUAGGCCCAGAGUAUCAGCUUGCCGAAGACUGAGGCUGGAGCGGAAGUAUAGCCACAUUACCCCCAUGACCCAAAGAAAAUUGCCUCCAUCCUUCUGGAAGGAGCCUGUACCCAACCCACUAGGCCUACUGCAUCCGGGCACACCAGAUUUUAGUGAUCUGCUGGCCAGCUGGUCUGCUGAGGGUGGCUCUGAGCUGCAGAGUGGAGGCACCCAAGCUCUGGAGGGGACACAGCUGGCCGAGGUCUAGUGAGUAGGUGAGUCAGGAGUGUGCUGGGGCAGCAAUGGCCUUUUCUACCUUCAGAACAACCCAGCACCUCCUUCUGUAGCACAGGUCCUGCCCUACCUAGUAGGUCUAUCUAAGUAGUCAUGCAGUUACCUCUCCCUCAAGAGGAGAGCAGGCCCAAGAGGAUCUGAACUUACCCCAAGUGUCUGGAACUGUUGCCACCAGCACUGAAAAAGACAGGGAGACAGGGAGACAGAGAGA
Molecule: messenger RNA, 1065 nt
Organism: Rattus rattus (black rat)
Lineage: Eukaryota; Metazoa; Chordata; Mammalia; Rodentia; Muridae
Gene: Percc1
Product: proline and glutamate rich with coiled coil 1
Exons: 1
Coding region: 1-828 (275 amino acids)
Source: RefSeq, a predicted model, not a curated record